Molecule: messenger RNA, 3468 nt
Organism: Hemicordylus capensis (graceful crag lizard)
Lineage: Eukaryota; Metazoa; Chordata; Lepidosauria; Squamata; Cordylidae
Gene: GSS
Product: glutathione synthetase
Exons: 13
Coding region: 615-2039 (474 amino acids)
Biological process (GO): glutathione biosynthetic process
Cellular component (GO): cytosol
Molecular function (GO): glutathione synthase activity; ATP binding; glutathione binding
Source: RefSeq, a predicted model, not a curated record
AUUUUAAAAAUGCAUAUCUUACAACAAAAAGCAAUAAAACAUAUUCCUGAUUUUUAGAAGCUUAAGCUUAGCCCAAAAAAGCUAUCAAGUUUGGAUAAGGGAUUCUAAUCUGUCCUCUGCUUCUUCUGUUCCCUAGUAAUCAUAAAUAUCUGUUUGGAUGUGGGUUUAUUAUUAUUAUUAUUUAUUAUGUUGUUGUUAUUACUUCCAGUAUAUUUUGGUUUAAAAUUUAGCCAUUGUUUGUCUGUUUGCUCCUGCUCUUCCUCACCAAAUGUUUUCAUUGUUUAUCUGUACAUUUAUCCAAGCCUAGCAUUAAUAUUUUUUUAAUCCUAAUUUAUGGCAGUGAAAAUCAGUUCAGUGUAAUGGGUAAAAGUGUGACCCAUUAACUCCAGUACAAAUGUUACCUCUACCACAAACCUGGUUGUUGGCCUUUGGCAGAUCACUGUCCUAUCAGCCUGGGAUGAAGCAGAAUGGAUCGAUUUGGGGCUUAGAUGUGAGAAAUCCAGAUUCAUAUCCCUACUCCCCUAUGAAGUUUACUGGGCAGCCUAGAGCAAUUCUGUAUCUCUGGAACUAACCUACCUUACAGCCGUAUAGGGACUACUUCCUUAGCCUUUGCAAUGACUGCCCUUUGGAAAGAUAUUUUGCACAAUGACCAGCUCAUUCAGAACGUGGCCCCAAUUGCAGUGGAUGCAGCACUACUUGAAGGUGUUCUUAUGAGGACCAAAGAUGACCCCAAUGCAUCUGAUGUGGUGAGUUAUGCUCCCUUUACGCUGCUCCCAUCUGCAGUGCCGAGCAGUCUCCUUGAGCAAGCCUAUUCGGUUCAGCAAGAUUUUAACCUGCUUGUGGAUGAAGUUAGCCGGAAUACAGAGUUCCUGGAGUGCACUCUUGCCAGUACUGUCAAAGUGGAUGACUUUACAGCUCAACUUUUUAAAAUCUACAAGCAAGUUUUGAAAGAAGGAGUGACUCAGUCAGUGUUUUUAGGAAUCAACCGCUCUGAUUACAUGUUUGACUAUGGCUCAGAUGGCACUCCUGCUCUAAAGCAAGUGGAAAUAAACACCAUUGCUGCCAGCUUUGGAGGCCUCACAUCUCGGACCACUGCAGUGCAUCGGCGUGUGCUGAACGUUUUGGGGAAGCCCAAGGAAGCCUCAAAAUUAUUGACUAAUAAUCCAUCCAAAGGGAUUGCCUUGGGUAUUGCAAAAGCUUGGGAACUUUAUGGCUCAGACAGGGCAGUUGUAAUGUUCCUCGUUGAAGAGGCUCAGAGGAAUAUUUUUGACCAACGUUGUGUAGAAAAUGAACUUUGGUUGAGGAAUAUCCGGGUGAUUCGGAGAAGGUUUAAGGAUGUGUUUGAAAAGGCAUCUUUGGAUAAUGACAAGAGAUUGCAUAUAGAUGGGGAGGAAGUUGCGGUGGUGUACUACAGAGAAGGUUAUGUUCCAAAGAAUUAUAAUAAACAGAACUGGGAAGCACGGUUGAUGCUGGAAAGGUCCAGAGCAGUUAAGUGCCCUGAUAUUGCCACACAACUUGCCGGGACCAAAAAAGUUCAACAGGAGCUGAGCCGACCAGGAAUGCUGGAAAAAUUGCUGCAUAAUAAACCAGAUGCAGUGGCUCAAUUAAGAGCAACAUUCACUGGCCUCUAUUCUUUGGAGAUGGAUGAAGAAGGUGACAAGAUGGUUGCCAUGGCAAUUGCUGAUCCAGACCGGUUUGUGUUAAAACCACAACGGGAAGGAGGAGGAAACAAUCUCUACGGUGUGGAGCUCAAGCAGGUUUUGGAGAAGAUGAAGGACAGCUCUGAGCGGACCUCCUACAUUCUCAUGGACAAACUAAAGCCUCUCCCUGCACUGAAUUACUUGCUGAGGGCACAUAGUCCACUCAAAAUAUCAGAAUGUGUGUCUGAACUGGGAAUCUUUGGUGUCUAUGUCAGACAGGGCCAAGAUCUUGUGAUGAACAAGCAUGUUGGUCAUCUCUUACGAACAAAGGCUAUAGAGCAUGCAGACGGUGGCGUAGCUGCUGGAGUAGCUGUUCUGGAUACUCCAUAUGUGAUAUGAAAACAAUACCUCCUCAUCAACAUCCUCCUCACUAUGUUUGAACUGGGAGAUGUUUUAUUUUAGGGCAUGAUUGCCAAAUGGCGAACUUGAUAAUCUGAUCCAUAAUGGAAGCCCUCUAUAUCAUGUGAGCCCAAGACACAAAGUAGCACAGCUGCACUGAUUUUUAAGUAACUGCUUCUUCCUGGCCUCAGAAUGUACUGGAUUCCAAUUGACAGUUUUUGACUAAUUCUUCUGGUUCGAUGCACCCUUAUCAAACAAGUAUCGUAUGGGCCUGAUACUCCUUUUUACUGUAUCGUCAUCAUGGACAGCCUAUUUUUCUGAUUAGCCCUUUUGAGAUAGCAGUACACAAGACACUACAGAUGCUCCUACUUAAGUGCCUGGUGGAAGAUGAACACAUUUCCUUAACUUGUUUUUCACAUUUCCUGGAUGUAUCUUUUUGCAUCCUAAUCUAGGGUGGGGAGGAGAACAAGCUACUGCUUCUCGCUUUCUCCUGCAUUCCAGUCUGAGGGGAACAUGCCAUUACUGAGUAGCUAUGUACCCAGGGUGCAUUUUUCAGGAUGUUCUUUAGUUAUGUACAGAUCGGGGGGGGGGGGAUCCUAGUGGGAAUUUAGGAAAGUGAUCGUUUUGCUUUUGUCUCAACAUUCCCUGUAUUAAUUAGAAAUAAAGCAGCAUAUGUAUUCCACAGAAAGAGGGAUUAAGAGCUUAAGUGACUUUUUAAAAAAGCAGAUUCCACAGGUACCCACUGGCCACAUCCACUGUCAGUAGCAGACAAGCUCAAGGAGCACUGCUUUAGUUGGAGUUGCAAGUGGAGGCUGGUGAUGCAUUUCUGUUCUCUAUCCUAUCCAACCUUGAGUGGUAGUGAGUGGACAGCCCCUGCUUCACCAUGUUGUUUCCAGAAGGAGACUAAAUUAUGUGUAAUGUAAAACUUCCCCAGCAUUCAAUUAGGUAUUUUUUCCAAAAGAGCCAAAAUCUAUUAAUGCUUUUAAGGAGAAGAAAGAGGACUAAAACUAAAGGAACUGAAUUAUGUCUGCAAUACCGAGCUCUGUGCCAUUGUAAGAAUAGGAAAUAAUCUAGUGCAUGUUUGAUAAUGUAAUCAGCACUUUUUUUAAAAAAAGUGAGCUGAUAGUAACUUGAGAAGUUACUUUAGAACAGCAGCCUCCCAUGUCAUAAGCCAGGAUGGAGUCGGGUAGGCUGCUAUUCAGAAAAAAAUCAGGGUUAUUUUUUUCAUUUGCAUAAGGGCCUUUAAAUUUAUAAAUGCAUAAUUAUAGUUCAAACCUCAUGUAUAGUAAAUGUAUGCCUUUAGAGGAGAGGCUUAAAUUAAGAUGGCUUAAUGGAGGACAGUAUUAAAUAGGAGCUUUGGGUAUGGCAUAUCAUUUUUCUUAAUCAAUGACCUAAAAUGAGUUUUCUAAAUAAAAUGCCUUGAUAUCUA